AUGCCACUGGCUGCCUUGAAUCAUUAUUUAAUGGUCCUACCUUAUGCCCCCAGCUUGAUGGAUAGGGUGGUCAGCUACACACUCGGCCGCAGGCUUCCAACAGAUCAUGUGAGUGGACAGCUGCAAUUCCGGUUUGAGAUCACUUCCUCCAUCAACCCAGAUGAUGAAGAGAUUUCCCUGAGUACUGAAGCUGAGGCAGCGGAAAUUCAGGACAGCCCCAUGAACAACCUGGUGGAAAACAGCCAUAGGGAGACUCUGCACGAUGCACCAGAGCCCUCUGGUAGCUCCAAGCCGGAGCAGCCAAAGGAGGGCAGCACCGUGGACGCUGAAGGGAACGAGAGCCUAGAGCUUACCACGCCAGUGGAGGAAGCGGCAGGUACCACUGAGGCAGGAGACAGCAGCGCAGCCUCUGUGCGACCUGAUGGGGCUGGGGAGCACCUGGGCCUGGGACAAGAAGGCACCAAGCCUGCCCUGAGUGCAGAAGAGCUAGCCAAGGGGCUGGACCUGGGAGGGGUGGCGCCCCCAACGGGGCUGCUGGAGAACAGCGAAGCCUCCCGCAGCAAUGAGGAUCCUGUGGAAGAGCAAGUGUGGACAGAGAACCGGGCUGGGGGGCAAGGAGAGGAAAAGGAGCCAGCAGAGCAGGAGGACGAAGAGGAGGAUGUGUCUGCUCUCGGGCAGCAGGACAGGCUGCAGCUGCGCUCCUCGGUGAAGAGAAAGAGCAGGCCGUGCUCCCUGCCUGUGUCCGAGCUGGAGACGGUGAUCGCGUCGGCCUGCAGCGACCCCGAGACCCCGCGGACACAUUACAUCCGCAUCCACACCCUGCUGCACAGCAUGCCCUCGGCCCAGGGCAACGCCGCGGACAGCGAUGGCUUUGAGGAAGAGUCCACUCUCAAGGAUGCCUCAGAGAAGGAUGGGCACAGCGAGGGGAACACGGUAGCUGCUGAGCUGCCUGCCCUGGAAGAGGGUGGAGAGGACCCCAAGGGGGCUACCCCAGGCACGGCGCCUCCCGUCCACUCCGGCUUGGCCAACAGCCCGGCCCCGAGUGGCGACACGCACCCAAGCACAGAGAGUGAGAGCGACUCCAGCCCCCGGCAGGGCGGGGACCACAGCUGUGAGGGUUGUGACACGUCCUGUUGCAGCCCCUCUUGCUACAGCUCCUCCUGCUACAGCACGUCUUGCUACAGCAGCUCCUGCUAUAGCACCUCCUGCUACAGCCCCUCCUGCUACAGUGGCAGCAGGUUCGCCAGCCACACCCGCUUCUCCUCCGUGGACAGUGCCAAGAUCUCCGAGAGCACAGUCUUCUCCUCGCAAGAUGAUGAUGAUGAGGAGGAGAACAGCGCAUUCGAGUCGGUGCCAGACUCGGUGCAGAGUCCGGAGCUGGACGCCGAGUCGGUGAAUGGCGCUGGGCAGUGGCAAGACCAUCCAGCCACCCCCACCAGGGACGUGGCAAGAACAAUGGACAGUCUGGAGUCCCACGUGGCAGGGCCAAGCCAUUGGAGAGAAGGUGAAUGUCCUAUACUCCAUAAUUCCCAGCCAGUAAGCCAGCUUCCUUCCUUGAGGCCUGAACAUCAUCACUACCCAACAAUCGAUGAGCCUCUUCCACCAAACUGGGAGGCCCGUGUUGACAGCCAUGGGCGGGUCUUUUAUGUGGACCACGUGAACCGUACAACCACCUGGCAGCGUCCAACAGCAGCAGCCACCCCUGAUGGGAUGCGGAGAUCGGGGUCCAUCCAGCAGAUGGAGCAACUCAAAAGGCGGUAUCAAAAUAUUCAGCGAACCAUUGCAACAGAGAGGCCUGAAGAAGAUUCUGGCAGCCAAAGUUGUGAGCAAGUCCUAGGAGGAGAAGGCAGCGGAGGAGGUGGCGGGAAUGACUCAGAGGCUGAAUCUUCUCAGUCAAGCUUAGAUUUGAGGAGAGAAGGGUCACUUUCUCCAGUGAACUCACAAAAAAUCACCUUACUGCUGCAGUCCCCAGCGGUCAAGUUCAUCACCAAUCCUGAAUUCUUCACUGUACUGCAUGCCAAUUAUAAUGCCUACCGAGUCUUCACCAGUAGCACCUGCUUAAAGCACAUGAUUCUCAAAGUCCGGCGGGAUGCGCGCAAUUUCGAACGCUACCAGCACAACCGGGACUUGGUGAAUUUCAUCAACCUGUUUGCAGACACGCAGCUGGAAUUGCCCCGUGGCUGGGAGGUUAAAACGGACCAACAGGGGAAGUCUUUUUUCGUGGACCACAACAGUCGAGCUACAACUUUCAUUGACCCCCGAAUCCCUCUUCAGAACAGUCGUCUUCCCAGUCAUCUGACACACCGACAGCACCUCCAAAGGCUCCGAAGUUACAGCGCUGGAGAGGCCUCAGAAGUUUCUAGAAACAGAGGAGCCUCUUUACUGGCCAGGCCAGGACACAGCCUGGUAGCUGCUAUUCGAAGCCAGCAUCAACAUGAGUCAUUGCCUCUGGCAUAUAAUGACAAGAUUGUGGCAUUUCUUCGCCAGCCAAAUAUUUUUGAAAUGCUGCAAGAGCGUCAGCCAAGCUUGGCGAAAAACCCCGCACUCAGGGAGAAAAUCCAUUACAUUCGGACUGAGGGUAAUCACGGGCUUGAAAAGUUGUCCUGUGAUGCAGAUCUAGUUAUUUUGCUGAGUCUUUUUGAAGAAGAGAUUAUGUCCUACGUUCCCCUGCAGGCUGCCUUCCACCCUGGGUACAACUUCUCUCCCCGCUGUUCUCCCUGUUCCUCACCUCAGAACUCCCCAGGUUUACAGAGAGCCAGUGCAAGAGCUCCUUCACCCUACCAGAGAGACUUUGAGGCCAAGCUCCGCAAUUUUUACCGAAAACUGGAAGCCAAAGGAUUUGGUCAGGGUCCAGGAAAAAUUAAGCUCAUCAUACGUAGGGACCACUUGUUGGAGGGAACCUUCAAUCAGGUGAUGGCCUAUUCCCGGAAAGAACUCCAGCGAAACAAGCUCUACGUCACCUUUGUUGGAGAAGAGGGCCUGGACUACAGUGGUCCUUCGCGAGAGUUCUUCUUCCUUUUGUCUCAGGAGCUCUUCAACCCUUACUACGGACUCUUUGAGUAUUCUGCAAAUGAUACUUACACGGUGCAGAUCAGCCCCAUGUCUGCAUUUGUAGAAAACCAUCUAGAAUGGUUCAGGUUUAGUGGUCGUAUCCUAGGCCUAGCUCUGAUACAUCAGUACCUUCUUGAUGCCUUCUUCACAAGGCCCUUCUAUAAGGCACUCCUGAGACUGCCCUGUGAUUUGAGUGACCUGGAAUAUUUGGAUGAAGAAUUCCACCAGAGCUUGCAAUGGAUGAAGGACAACAACAUCACAGAUAUUCUAGACCUCACUUUCACCGUUAAUGAAGAGGUUUUUGGACAG
Messenger RNA from Hipposideros armiger (great roundleaf bat), 3360 nucleotides. It is a transcript of the gene HECW1, whose product is annotated as HECT, C2 and WW domain containing E3 ubiquitin protein ligase 1. NCBI's taxonomy places the organism in Eukaryota, Metazoa, Chordata, Mammalia, Chiroptera, Hipposideridae. The record is from RefSeq and is a predicted model, not a curated record. Gene Ontology annotation, cellular component: cytoplasm. The transcript is spliced from 18 exons. The annotation marks the transcript as partial. Gene Ontology annotation, biological process: regulation of dendrite morphogenesis; ubiquitin-dependent protein catabolic process; protein ubiquitination. Gene Ontology annotation, molecular function: ubiquitin protein ligase activity; protein binding.